Molecule: messenger RNA, 2346 nt
Organism: Ziziphus jujuba (common jujube)
Lineage: Eukaryota; Viridiplantae; Streptophyta; Magnoliopsida; Rosales; Rhamnaceae
Exons: 12
Coding region: 261-1790 (509 amino acids)
Biological process (GO): intracellular signal transduction; peptidyl-serine phosphorylation
Molecular function (GO): ATP binding; protein serine/threonine kinase activity
Source: RefSeq, a predicted model, not a curated record
AUAAACAAAAUUGGGGUAGGCCAAUGCGCAGAGAGAGAGAGAGAGAGAGAGAGGGGUGUUUUGAGGUUCUCUGCCAUCGUCUACUCUCGCUGUUGCAAUAAAUAAGAGCUUCUGAGAGUUUUGGUGUUGUAGAGAGAGAAAAAAAUUGAUAUGCUUUAGAGAGAGGAAAAAGGAAGAAAGAGAGGGCUUCAGAGCAUAAAUAUAUAUAUAUAUAUAUAUAUAAUAAGAGAAAGCGGGAAGGGGUUUAAGAGAAGGAGAAAAUGGAGGAUCUACCGGAGGAGGAGAACGGAGAAGAAGAGGAAGUGCUGGGGUCCAGUUUGACGAUGGAGAAAGUCGCUGCAGCCAAGCAGUUUAUAGAGAAUCACUACAGAGCUCAGAUGAAGAACAUUCAAGAGCGAAAAGAGAGACGAUGGGUGUUAGAAAGGAGAUUGGCUUCCUCAGAUGUACCCAAGGAUGUGCAGAUUAAUUUGAUCAAAGAUUUAGAGCGCAAAGAGACAGAGUUCAUGAGGCUUAAGAGGCACAAAAUUUGUGUGGAUGAUUUUGAGCUUUUAACCAUUAUUGGGAGGGGGGCCUUUGGUGAGGUUCGGUUGUGUCGGGAGAAAAAAUCUGGCAAUAUUUAUGCCAUGAAAAAGCUGAAGAAAUCUGAAAUGCUUAUGAGAGGACAGGUAGAACAUGUUAGAGCUGAGAGAAACUUGCUGGCAGAAGUUGCCAGCCACUGCAUAGUUAAACUUUACUACUCAUUUCAGGAUGCUGAGUUCUUAUAUUUGAUUAUGGAAUAUCUGCCUGGUGGUGACAUGAUGACUUUGCUGAUGAGGGAAGACACGUUACCUGAAAAUGUGGCUAGAUUUUACAUUGCACAGAGUGUCCUAGCCAUAGAGUCAAUACACAGACAUCAUUACAUUCACAGAGACAUAAAACCUGACAAUCUUCUACUGGACAAAAAUGGUCACAUGAAACUCUCAGAUUUUGGCCUCUGUAAGCCUCUUGAUUGUACAACUUUAUCUGCAUUGCAUGAAAAUAGAUCCAUGGAUGGUGAAAAUUUGACAGAACCAAUGGAUAUCGAUGGAUGUGUUCCUGAUGCUGAUAAUAGGAGUAGUUGGAAAAGUCCUCGUGAACAGCUUCAGCAUUGGCAGAUGAACAGAAGGAAGUUGGCAUUUUCAACUGUGGGAACACCAGAUUAUAUUGCUCCAGAAGUGCUGUUGAAGAAAGGAUAUGGAAUGGAGUGCGACUGGUGGUCAUUGGGUGCAAUAAUGUAUGAAAUGCUUGUUGGGUAUCCUCCAUUUUAUUCAGAUGACCCUUUAACUACUUGCAGAAAGAUUGUUCAUUGGAGAAACCACCUGAAAUUCCCAGAAGAUGCAAGAUUGACACCAGAGGCUAAGGAUCUUAUUUGUAGGUUGCUCUGCGAUGUUGAACAUAGACUGGGCACUGGAGGAGCACAUCAAAUUAAAUCUCAUCCUUGGUUCAAGGACGUUGUGUGGGAUAAACUCUAUGAAAUGGAGGCAGCAUUCAAACCAGAAGUAAAUGGAGAGCUUGAUACCCAGAACUUUAUGAAGUUUGACGAAUUAGAUGCUCCAGUGCCAGCAAGAACUAGCUCAGGACCAUCUCGGAAGCUGUUAUUAACUCCAAAAGAUCUAAGCUUUGUUGGCUAUACAUACAAGAACUUUGAUGCUGUAAAAGGGGCACUUCGCCAAUCAUUAGCAGGUGAUUCUGGGGCAGAUUCUAACAAACGGACAGCCGAGGAAACAGAAGUAGAAAUGCUUGCAUCAUCAGGUGAUCCGAUGUUACCAUAAUGUGAAAUCAUGGUAUAACAAAAUUGGCAAAAACCCAGGAUGCAGAGCACUUGCCAUGUUAAUUUGGUGAAGUGCUUCUUUGUAUUAUGCAUUUCUCGUGGAUUAGCUGCCAUGCUAUUUGCAGAACUCAUUAUAUGUGUACAGUAGUUUUGAAGAGCUUCAUAAGCGCCCAGGGAAGGGCUUUAGUAGUUGGUGAAAAAGCUUUUUGUGAAUUAGAAUUUAGAAUGUAGGACAGACAAAUGUGGAGCUUGUGUCCUGGCUGCCCAGGUUGGCAGGAGCGUACUCUUGCCUUCUCUAGUGGCAGUAUCUAUCUGGUCAAAAUAUGAUCGAGGACAAACUACUAAGGAACUCUAUUUUGGCCCUUUCACAGAAGAAUCUUCCUCCUUGUGUAAUUUUUUAUGGGCAAAAAAACUUGCUAGUAGCUAUCAAGAAAAAAUAGUUUGAGAGAACUUAUUGCCUCAAUUCAUAACUCUUGCCCCAACUCUUUAAAAGUGUUAAAUUAUAAUCGCUUAUAUUUUACUCAGUAAUGUACUUGUGGAUUCGUCUUCUUUCUUUC